AUGGCGCAUUCUUACCAGGAGCUCUUCCUGGCCGCGGAGUCCGGGGCCGCCAGCGUCUUCGCCUCCCUCUCCCCCACCGACCUCGCCGCUGCCCUCUCCCUCCGGAACGAGGACGUCCGAUCCCCCGUCCACGUCACCGCCGCCUCCGGCCACCCCAAGGUCGUCACCGCGCUUGUGGAUGCGGUGGGCGACGCCGUGGCGAGCGCCGUGAACGGGAAGGACGAGGAAGGGUGGGCUCCGAUUCACUCCAUGGCCAGCAGCGGCAACACCGAGAUCGUCGAUAUCCUGCUCGAACACUGGAGUCGAUGA
Hordeum vulgare subsp. vulgare (domesticated barley) is the source of this 309-nucleotide messenger RNA. RefSeq names its product transcription regulator FGM4-like. The record is from RefSeq and is a predicted model, not a curated record. Lineage: Eukaryota; Viridiplantae; Streptophyta; Magnoliopsida; Poales; Poaceae. The transcript is spliced from 4 exons. Gene Ontology annotation, molecular function: protein binding. Bases 1 to 309 code for a protein of 102 amino acids.